Messenger RNA from Fusarium redolens, 594 nucleotides. RefSeq names its product inosine triphosphate pyrophosphatase-like protein. Gene Ontology annotation, cellular component: cytoplasm. Gene Ontology annotation, biological process: nucleoside triphosphate catabolic process. Gene Ontology annotation, molecular function: nucleoside triphosphate diphosphatase activity. NCBI's taxonomy places the organism in Eukaryota, Fungi, Ascomycota, Sordariomycetes, Hypocreales, Nectriaceae. The record is from RefSeq and is a predicted model, not a curated record. The transcript is spliced from 2 exons. Bases 1 to 594 code for a protein of 197 amino acids.
AUGAUUGAAAUCAAUCUCAUCACUGGCAAUGCUAAUAAGAUAGCCGAUAUCAAGGCUAUUCUCGCUCCAGCUGGAAUUACCGUUCGCAAUCAAUCUCUCGAUCUACCUGAGAUACAAGGGUCGAUCGAAGAAAUCACAAUCGCAAAAUGUCGCAAAGCCGCAGAAAUGGUCGGCGGUCCGGUUGUCGUGGAUGAUACAGCGCUCUGCUUCAAUGCGAUGAACGGCAUGCCAGGACCUUACAUAAAAUUCUUCCUCGAGGCCUUAGGACCCAGAAAGCUACAUCUCUUACUCGCUGGCUUCUCAGACAAGACCGCUCAAGCUAUCGCGACAAUUGGGUAUUGCCGAGGCCCGGGACAUGAACCCAUCCUUUUUCAAGGACGGAUUGACGGGACAAUUGUACCUGCAAGAGGAAUAGUGCGAUACGGGUGGCAAACGUGCUUUCAACCUGAAGAGAUACACCUCACUUUGGCGGAAAUGCCAGAUGAAGAGAAGCAUAAGAUAUCGCAUCUUGGGAUAGCUUUGCAAAAGUUUACUUCUUGGCUGAAGCAGAAGGGGCAUCAAGAUUCUGGUGAUAACUUGAAAUGCCAAGCUUGA